CUUUACAAAGUGAAGAAGUUUGUGUCUUGCAGCUAUGAUUUAUUCAAUGAUUAUCAUUCGUGAUUAAAUAUCGUAUUUCAAAGUACAAUUCUGUCAUAUUGCUAAGUGGGGAUUGAAUAUCCUAAAAGCUUGUUAUACUUGGUCACAUGAUUAGACAGUUUGUUUCUUCAUGUGAGCAAAGAGACGUUUUUGUCACUUUCAUUGGUAACAAGUCAAACGGUGACACUCUGGUUUCAUGUGAAAGAAGCGACGGGCAUGAACUGCAACAAGCUGCUGAGACCCUGCGGCUUUCUAUUCACAUCUCAAGUUUAGGUCUCUAAUUAUGUGAUGACCACAAAAGCAAACAUGACAGUUUGAGCAUGACCUACAACUCGCUAAACAUAUAUAAACUGGACUUGUGGGGGAUCCAGCUCAAACUGCAGGCAGCUGCAGCACAUAUAACGUCAACAUAAGUAGUUUCUGAGGGUGUAUGUGUCUUAAAAAGUGGAAGCUCCUGCAGCAGCACUUCCUCUCCAGGACAGUUUACACCAGCUCAUAUCUCUGUGAGGGUCUGAGGUUUAGGUAGACAGCAAUAAGUGGAGAGAGGUGUGUGUGUGUGUGUCGUUGUCUCUUCAGUACAGGAUAUUGAUCACUGCCGGCAGCAGCUGCUUCUUCACAGGGAUGGCAAAAUGGAAAUUUUACUUUGUUCUGAUUCUGCCACUGACUGCGUGGGUUGACAGCAAAGAGACGGUGGUGAAAACCAUCAGCAGAGAAUCAGAUUUCACUCCAAUAUGCACCAAUUCAAGUACCAUCAUACUUCUAGUGUGUAAGAUCAAAACAAAGAUGAGCAGAGGUGAAGAGUGUCGUCUGAUGUAUCAUCAUGCAGAAGACUUUGUGAACGAAUGUGACUCCAGAUUCACACUUCUGGCAGAGAAUCAGACUGUUUUACUCCACCUGGCCAAUUUAACACCAGCAGACAGCGGGAACUACACCUGUGAGUGUUCAUAUGUUGGUGGAGUUGAUUUUCUCCAUCUGGAUAUCCAUGUGAAAGAGGAUGAAGACAGAACAAAAGUGCCGCUUUCAAGCAUCCUGAUUGGUCCUACUAUAGUCAUCUUUAUAGCUGCAGUUAUCAUCGGUUUUAUCUACAGAGGAAUACAUCAGAGAAGCCAAACAGAAGCACUGAGCACUUGUCAAAACAUGGAGCUGGAGGACAUUGAGCCGUACAGCACUUUCACGCGGAGAGAGAGUGGGCUUUAUUCAACUGUCAGGGUAAAUGUCUGUAACACGUCUAAUAAUUCCAACGUGUUUACCACACAGGACACACUCGAGGGGAAAUGUUCAUGCUCCAUUUAUACUGUCUCCUCCAAGUGCGAUGGGACCUGUUAUCCACAAGAUGGCACUCUCUAGAUUCGUGAUCAUUUCUGUAUUUCACUGUAAGUGUAUCUUGCAUGUACAUUUAAUGUCCAAUACUGAGUAUGUUAAAAGCAUCACGCUGUUUUUAUAGUAUACUGUAAUAAUGAUCUGAACCAGCUUAUCAUUUUACAAAAAGCUUGAAAACUAAGUUGUUCUUUUCUUUUUAUGUAUAUCUUUACAAAAUAAUAUAGGUUUCUGAGGUGAUUUGCAUCUUUCACUCUCUUCCAAAACUACUGGACAAGCUCACCAGAUUGACAUCUUUACAACAUGAGGUAGAGGUGUGAGCUGCUACCACUUUUAUUCAAAGCAGUUGCCAAAAUCAACACAAAGUUCCUUGUAGUUGCUAAAUUAAGUUGUAAGAAAUUGUGACUGUGAAAGUCUUUCAUAAAUCAAUCAACAGUAUUACCCUCUUAUCCUCAUUUUUUAUAGAUGCAAAUCCACUGUGUGAUGUGGUUAUUUCUUUUGUUACAAAGAACAAAGAGGAUGUUUUCAUUUUUACUGUGCAAACACUUACGUAGAUAGGUUGCUAUUGUUUUUCUUUGUGGCGUUCCCCUGUUAGCAUUCCUGUUUAUUCACUGAGGAAGUAAGACUAGUCACAAGCAUGUGGUUGACAUUUUCUGCAUUUGUUUUCUUAAGUUGACAAUAAUCAGUGCCAGACAGGCAAGUGACAGCGCAGACUGUACAAGACUGUACUGGGGCAAGAGAACAGAUUCUCUCAGCACUGUUUGGGGAGAUUUAAGGGAAAUCGAUCAGCUGUCCUGUUUAAAAAGCCAAUUCAGCUUAAAUGGAUGACAUAUUAAGUGUAAUAAGCAAAAAAGGCAAUGCAGAAAAGCUUAAAUUAAGUGCAUUAAGCAUUUUCCCAGACACGUGGCGAUUACCAGCAAUAAGGAUUCAGUCAGCAACACUGGGACAUGUCGUGCUGAAGACCAAAAACUUCUUCUUUUGGAGUUUAAACUUCCUCAUUUUUUUAACUGUCUUAUUGUACUAUAUUUCAGUCAGAAAUAUUAUAUUGUUCUUUUUACUCCUCUACAUUUUUCUGACAGCUAGGCUAUCUUUGCUGGUUGCUUUUUACAUCACGGUUUUACACAUAUCUAAACUACACAAUGGUAUAUAAAGAAGUUAAAUUUCAUACCACCAAAAACAGCUACAGCAUUACAAUGCUGCUUAUGUUAUUUAAUAAUAAUGACGAGAUUAUAUGAUAUAUGUACUGCAAUAUGACAGGCAAUAUUUAGGGGUAACCUGCUGUCUUGUGAAUAUUUAUAUUCUGUUUUUGUUUCUUUUUGUUGCUGUUUCUUCUUAAUUAAAAAAAAACAAACAAAAAAAAACUUGAAAGGGAGGGUUUCGACUGUAUGCAGCUUUUACUCAAGUUAAAAAGCUGGAUCUGUCUUUACUGCUGAAAAAAUCUUAAU
Plectropomus leopardus (leopard coralgrouper) is the source of this 2801-nucleotide messenger RNA. RefSeq lists its product as uncharacterized. The record is from RefSeq and is a predicted model, not a curated record. Lineage: Eukaryota; Metazoa; Chordata; Actinopteri; Perciformes; Serranidae.